AUGUCCUUGACAAUUCAUCACCUUCACAUCGCGCAAUCGGAGCGCAUCGUCUGGCUAUGCGAGGAGCUCGGGAUCCCCUACACGCUCAAGACGUACACGCGGGACCCGAUCUUCGCACCACCUGACCUGGCUGCUCUGACGCCCCAGAAAUCCGCGCCGGUGAUGACGACGACCAACGCCGUGACUGGGGCCGAGUUCAACAUGUCCGAGUCGGGCGCCAUCGCCGCGUACAUUGACGGGGUAUUCGGAGGCAACAAACUGUCCCUGGGGCCCGAGCACGAGAAUUACGCCGACUUCUUGUUCUGGUUCCACUACGCCAACUCGAGCCUGUCGGGCGCAUUCUUCCGCCUCCUGACCGCCGCGCUGCUUAAGCCCGCGCCGGAUAAUCCCUUCAGGAAGACCCUCGGCGCCGGGCUCCACAAGCACCUCGCCGCCCUGGACGCAAGGCUCGCCGUCACAAACGCCUUCCUCGCCGGUGACCAAUUGACGCUCGCGGACAUAAUGACCGUCUGGUCCCUCACCAAUGGCCGUCAGUGGAACCCCACGGAUCUCUCGCCGUACCCGGCUAUUUUGGCGUAUCUGCAGCGUAUCGGGGCCAGAGAGGCGUAUCAGAGGGCAAUGGAGAAGGCUGAGCCCGGGCUGGAUUGGAGGCAGGGCCUGACGGCGCAGGGACCGGAUGUUUUCCCGCCUUUCAGGCAGAUGCUGAGCCAGAUGGGGGUUGAUCUUGCACAGUUGAAGAACUGA
This is a messenger RNA of Fonsecaea multimorphosa CBS 102226, 744 nucleotides long. RefSeq lists its product as uncharacterized. Lineage: Eukaryota; Fungi; Ascomycota; Eurotiomycetes; Chaetothyriales; Herpotrichiellaceae. The record is from RefSeq and is a predicted model, not a curated record. The transcript has a single exon. The coding region runs from base 1 to 744 and encodes 247 amino acids.